AUGUCAGGAAAGAACGGUCAAUUCUACCCGAUCGAAGAAAAGCAGUCUCAAAACCUUCCAGGGACGGAGCAAGACCUGCAGCCACAAAGUGAAGCUACAAAAUUGGAGGGUAAGGACCAGUUUCAUGAGUACCGUGCAGCGGGAAAGUUGAAAAGUACCAAGGCUCUCAUUACUGGUGGCGAUUCUGGCAUUGGCCGGUCCGUGGCUGUACUGUUUGCUCGUGAAGGAGCCGAUGUCAAUAGUGAAAAUGAAGGUCGAGAGUGUUUGCUUAUUGCGGGAAACUUGAUGAACAACGAAACCUGCCGCAAUGCGGUUCAGCAACAUGUUGACAAAUUUGGCAAGAUCCAUGUGCUUGUCAAUAACGCCUCAAAGCAGAUGAUAUGUGAGGACCUGAAGGAUAUCAAUCUGGACGACGUCGAGAGUUCUUUCCGCAGCAAUAUCUUGCAGAUGUUUGCCGUGACAAAGUAUGCACUGGAACACAUGGAGAAAGGCGGCUCAAUCAUCAAUACAACAUCCACAGUCGCCUUUCGGGGCACAGCUACCAUGGUUGACUAUUCAGCAACCAAGGGUGCUAUCACAUCUUUUACUCGGUCGUUGGCGAAGCAGCUGGUACCCAAGGGCAUCAGGGUAAACGCAGUCGCGCCCGGUCCUGUACACACCCCUCUCCAGCCAGCAUCCAGGCCAGCGGAGCAGAUGGAAGGCUUUGGGAAGCAGUCUCAACUGGGACGCGUGGGCCAGCCAAGCGAAAUUGCACCUUCUUACGUUUUCCUAGCUUCCAAAGAUGCGGAACUCUACUACGGGCAGGUCUUGCACGCUUACCCGCUGGGCGACUGA
Ilyonectria robusta is the source of this 834-nucleotide messenger RNA. Its product is annotated as general stress protein. The transcript is spliced from 5 exons. NCBI's taxonomy places the organism in Eukaryota, Fungi, Ascomycota, Sordariomycetes, Hypocreales, Nectriaceae. The coding region runs from base 1 to 834 and encodes 277 amino acids. The record is from RefSeq and is a predicted model, not a curated record. Gene Ontology annotation, molecular function: oxidoreductase activity.